Molecule: messenger RNA, 333 nt
Organism: Gongylonema pulchrum
Lineage: Eukaryota; Metazoa; Nematoda; Chromadorea; Rhabditida; Gongylonematidae
Source: the annotation of a GenBank genome assembly
CACUUCCUUGUGGUCAGGGUGCUGCUGCUGCUGCACUUCCUUGUGGUCAGGGUGUUGCUGCUGCUGCUGCACUUUCUUGUGGUCAGGGUGUUGCUGCUGCUGCUGCACUUCCUUGUGGUCAGGGUGCUGCUACUGCUGCACUUCCUUGUGGUCAGGGUGCUGCUGCUGCCGCUUCUGCACUUCCUUGUGGUCAGGGUGCUGCUGCUGCUGCUACUGCAUCAUCCUGGUGGUCAGCGGCUCGUUACUGCAUUACUGCUGAUGCAUUAUCUGGUUGUGGGCAUGUCGCUGCUGGUCAGCGUGCUGCAUCCCCUGAUGAAGAGAGGGCUUCUGUAG